Molecule: messenger RNA, 228 nt
Organism: Saprolegnia parasitica CBS 223.65
Lineage: Eukaryota; Oomycota; Saprolegniomycetes; Saprolegniales; Saprolegniaceae
Exons: 1
Biological process (GO): protein phosphorylation
Molecular function (GO): protein kinase activity
Source: RefSeq, a predicted model, not a curated record
AUCAUGGUGGGCACGGAGCCGUUUGGCCGCGACAUGCCGCCGCAGGAAGCCGCGGCGCUCGUGCUCGAAGGCCACCGGCUCAGCAUCGACGCGGCCUCGGCGUGUCCCGACGAACACCGAUCGCUUCUCGCCGCGUGUCUGCGCUCCGACCCGCAAGCGCGACCGAGUAUGAUGGACAUUGCACGCACACUCGAUGACUGGCUCCGCGCCAACGCGCUCUCCAAGUAG